This is a messenger RNA of Bathycoccus prasinos, 2256 nucleotides long. Its product is annotated as GTP-binding protein LepA. NCBI's taxonomy places the organism in Eukaryota, Viridiplantae, Chlorophyta, Mamiellophyceae, Mamiellales, Bathycoccaceae. Bases 1 to 2256 code for a protein of 751 amino acids. The record is from RefSeq and is a predicted model, not a curated record. Gene Ontology annotation, biological process: positive regulation of translation. The transcript has a single exon. Gene Ontology annotation, molecular function: GTPase activity; mitochondrial ribosome binding; GTP binding. Gene Ontology annotation, cellular component: mitochondrion.
AUGCACGGACGACGGCGAACACUCCUCUCCGGGCUGUCGCUCCUUCGACAACAAAGGAGGAAGCGUUUUCCCGUCCUCGAGUGUUAUUCUUGCCCGUCAGAUACUACUCGCGACAGAAACAGUGGUGGUGUUCGGUUCGUUUCGCGACGAUGGUGGUCGUCUUCGGGAACAUCAACACCAAACGCAGAAGCGGAAACCUGCGUGAGCUUUGCGGAGUUGAAAUCCAAAACGAAACACUUAUACAAUCAAAUCCCGAUCGAAAACGUCCGGAACUUUUCCAUCGUCGCACACAUAGACCACGGGAAAUCAACUCUGGCGGACAGAUUGAUGGAACUGUGCGUGGCAAUCGAGAGUAACAAGACGGGGAAGAGUGGUGGUGGUUCUGUGCCUCAACUGCUGGACAGACUCCCAGUGGAGAGGAAACGAGGGAUAACGGUGAAAGCGCAGAGCGUGGCUUUGUUGUAUCGACACUCGCGAGACAGAAUGGUCGGAAGGAAAGAAGGAAAAGAGAGCGGCGAGAACAUGUAUAAAGAUCCGUCGAAGUGGUACUUGUUGAAUUUAAUCGACACUCCCGGACACGCGGAUUUCAGCUUUGAAGUCUCUCGCUCGCUGAGCGCCUGUCAAGGAUGCGUGUUGUUGGUGGACGCCACGCAAGGGGUACAAGCGCAGACGGUGGCGACGUUUUAUCAAGCGUUCGAGAAAGAUUUGAAGAUUGUAGCGGCGUCGAACAAGAUCGAUUCGCCGUUGGCGGAUGUGGAAGGGAGCGAGAGGCAGAUGGAGAUGAUUUUUGGAAUUGAGAAAGCGUCGAGGAUUUCGGCGAAGAGCGGAGAGAACGUGGGGGAGAUUUUGGAUAGGAUUGUGGAUGAGAUUCCGCCGCCGCCAAUAGCAACGACGGCGGCGGAUUCCUCACCGGAUGAUGGUAAUUUUCUUCGAGCGUUGUUGAUUGAUUGCGAUUUCGAUAAAUAUCGCGGCGCGGUCAGCGUCGUCCAAGUCGUCGAUGGCGUUCUCAAAGUUGGCGACGCCAUCGAGUCGUUUGAGUCGGGGAGGAAAGCGGAAGUGUUGGAGCUUGGCGUGCACGCGCCGGAGAUGAUGUCGUUAAAAUCGCUUCAAAAAGGGAACGUCGGGUACGUAAUAACGUCCGACCGCGAUGUCAAGGCGCAAAGAGUUGGGGAUACGUUAUUCAACCGAAAAGAACGAAAACGAGAAGCGGUGACGCCUUUAGUUGGAUUCAAAAUGGCGAAACCGAUGGUGUUUCAAGGGAUCUUCCCGUCCUCGGCGGAUGAUUUUGAGAAAUUGCGCGAAUCUGUUUCACGAUUGACGUUAAACGACGCUUCCGUAGAGGUCUUUCCGGAAGUUUCUGCCGCGUUAGGUCCGGGAUUCCGAUGCGGAUUUUUAGGAUUGCUCCACGCGGAAGUAUUCACGGACCGAUUGCGAGAAGAGUUUGAUUCCGACGUCGUCGCCACGGCGCCGACGGUACCGUACAAACUGACCAAAAUGUUCAACAAAAGCAACGCGAAAGAACUUAUUCUCGCGGAUAGCGGUGACAACAACGAUGAGCUCGAUCCCGACGACCAAAAAAUCGAAGGCAUCAAAUCCGUCAACGUUAUCACAUCCCCUCUCAGUCUGGAAGCCAACGCCGGUUUACCUCGCGAUACGAGAAUCCAGGAACGUUUAGUGGAGGCAACCAUAAUUGUUCCCACUGAAUAUACGGGCAAAAUACUCGAAUUAUGCAACGAACGAAGAGGCGAAGCCUUGGAACACUCGCAAAUCGACAGUCUCCGCGCGAUGCUCCGUUACAAACUCCCCUUGGGCGAAGUCGCCUCUGACUUCGCCGACGAACUCAAAUCUCGAACCAGCGGCUACGCAACCUUCGAUUACGAACUCGCCGGCUGGCAAUUCGCCGAUAUCUGCCGUCUCGACGUCCUGGUCAACGGCGAAGUCGUCGACGCCAUGGCCACCCUCUGCCACCGCUCCAAAGCCGUCGACAUUGGCAAAAAAAUGGUCAAAAAAGUCAAAGAAGCCUUACCGAGACAGAUGUUCGAAGUCGCCGUGCAAGCCUCGCUCUCGGGUAAAAUCAUCGCUCGAGAAACCGUCUCCGCGAUGCGCAAAAAUGUUCUCGCCAAGUGCUACGGCGGAGACGUCUCGCGCAAGAAAAAACUGUUGCAAAAACAAAAAGACGGCAAGAAGAGAAUGCGCAGGAUGGGCAACGUCGACAUCCCGGCGGACGCUUUCGCCGGCUUGUUGAGCGCGAAGUAG